CCUUUAAAUCUUCUGGUUACUUCUUCCUGAUUUCCUCUCCCUCCUCUCAAAAAAGAUGGUGGGUGUAUAGCUACAUAUUCACGCCACCCCCUCAUCGUCAUCUACACAUCUCCAGCUCACAUCCCACUGCAUCACCGCUUGCUCGCAGCUCUUCCUCCUCCUCCUCGCAUUGCAGGGGCGGCUGCCAGCUGAAUCGAGAUGCGGCGGACCAUUAUCGUCAAGGUGGACCUGGAAUGCGAGCGCUGCUAUGCCAAGAUCGACAGGGUGCUCACCAGAAUCAGAGACAAGGGUGAGUUCGAGAUCGAAGACAUCGAGUUCGACGUGAAGCACAACAAGGUGAUCGUGUCGGGGCCCUUCGACCCCGACAAGCUCGCGGACAAGCUCUGCUGCAAGGCCUGCAAGAUCAUCAAGGAGAUCGAGAUCGUCGACCUCCCACCGCCGCCGCCGCCGCCGGAGCCGCCCAAGAAAGAAGAGCCCCAGCCGCCGCCGCCGGAGCCUGAGUCGAAGCCUGAGCCGCCGCCGGCCGUGGUGAUCGUCGAGCCACCGGCCGCGCCGGAACCCGAACCGGAACCCGAACCCGAACCUGAGCCGGAGCCACCAAAGAAAGAGCCGCCGAAGGAGGAGCCCCCUCCACCGCCGCCUCCCAAGCAGGAGCCUUGCCCGCCGCCGCCCAAGAUCGUGGAGGUCCCUUACCCUUGGCCCUACCCCUACCCGUGGCCGUCCGACUGCUGCUGCCACCACGGCCACGGCGGCUGCCACUGCUGCUCCUGCGGGAAGGAACCGGCGCCGGCGCCGGCGCCGCCGCAAUACAUCCCCUGCUACCCGCCGCAGCAGCCCUACCCCUGCGGCGGCUACAGGAUCGUCUGCGAGGAGGACCCCUCCUACGCCUGCGCCAUCAUGUGACCCAACUCGGUGGUUAAUCAUCAUUAUCUUCUCCUUGAUCACUUCUCCCUCCUCCUGUAUAAUUAAGCACGCACCGUACAGAUACACGCACAUACACCUAUAAAAUACGCACCCCAUACGUACUCAUUAUUGUAUACCCCCUGUAACUCUGUUGAUUUCCUUACGACCCAUUUAGAGACGAGAAAUAAGUAAGUAUAUCGUCAUAAUAAACAGCAGUACCAAGUGCACAUUCAUGUACAUGCAUUUUAGAUUUUAAAAAAGGAGGAAGAUAUAUAUAAAAAGAGCUGUUCGAUUUGGCCAUCGAUCGAAA
Messenger RNA from Oryza brachyantha (malo sina), 1213 nucleotides. RefSeq names its product protein PYRICULARIA ORYZAE RESISTANCE 21. The record is from RefSeq and is a predicted model, not a curated record. Gene Ontology annotation, molecular function: metal ion binding. NCBI's taxonomy places the organism in Eukaryota, Viridiplantae, Streptophyta, Magnoliopsida, Poales, Poaceae. Bases 199 to 903 code for a protein of 234 amino acids. Gene Ontology annotation, biological process: regulation of defense response to fungus. The transcript has 3 exons.